CACUUUAUUAUUUCUCUCAGCCAAUAAAAGUUUGUUUAUGGACCUACAUCGCUAGGCGAUGGCGGACUGUAUUACACAAAUACGGGAACAAGAAUUGUUUUUCGUUAUUUCGUUAGAUCAGCAAGAGAAUUUUGCGCGUAUAUAUGCGUUCUAUAAUUUCAAGUAUUUUGGACACACACUUUUGUGUGUUUACAAUAGGAGACGGUGUGUUGUUCAUUAAUUUUACGAUGCCUCUCUAUAUAAUGAUGGAAAGAUCUAUUCGUCAUAACUUUGUAGCCAUAAAACGUCGAAUAUAAUAGUAAUAAUAAUGUAUAAUAUUAAAUACACGCGUCCUUGUGAUUCGGUAUUAAUUACGGAUAUUUCGUGUAACAAUUGUUCGUUUUACUAUGAAGACGGUUAAGCAGCAAAGAAUAAAAAAUAGCGCAAUCGGUGAAAGCCAUUAUUUUCUUUUUACCAUGAAUAUUACAAGAGAGAAAUUUAGUACAAUACUUUUGUUGAUGGUUGUUACUAAGUCACAGAAUGUAUAAAGAAUCCAUAUUAUAAACCACACUAUUUAUAUAAUUGAUUGGAUGUUAAGUAAUACACUUGUGUAUAUGUGGAAACCACGCGCAAUAUAAUUUCUUUUUAAAUUCUUAAGAAAUUUUUCUCUCUCUCUCCUUCCUCUAUCAUUUAACACACGAAUAAUUCGAAGUCGUUUUAUCCAGUACUAAAAAAGAGACACGUAGGUUCCUCUAUAUCAGGCCUAAUAUUAAUAUAAUUAAUAAACGAGUGAAAGAAUUUUUCGCGCUUAUACUUCUGUUGCUUAACAAUAAUAAGUAUGGAUCUGUUAUUUUUUUUUUUAUAAAUCUGACGUGUAGGACUUUACACACAGCAAUGCCUAACCAUAGAUAAAAACACGAAAACACGAAUAUUAUAGUUUUGGAACCAUAUACAACAUAUAUGUAUCGAUUAUCAUAAUAUUUGGUCGAUUACCUAAAUCAUUUAAUCGUUAAGCCUACUAGUAGUUAUAUAUUUUAUCGCUAUAAUGCCGCACAGUAGAUUUGUUAAUUACUUAUUUUCAAGGUGUUCCUUCUUUUAAAUUGAAUCAACUUAAAAAUAAACAAAAUUACAUAAAUGUAUCCUGAAUUAUGCUCCUCUAAAAUCUAGAAUAUUUACCCACUAAACAAGCGCUCUCACGGUUGUUAUUCUUAUUGUUUUGCGCAAUCAUUGUCGUUGUGAUUACAGAAGAUGUUAUUAUUCUCAUUUGCUCUUGAAUUGCAUUGUUCAGUUUGCAAAACCAAAUUUACACGUAUUCUCUCUGAUUACUGUUUACAAUUAGUCAUAUCGCAUUAAAAAUUGUUAAGUAAAAAUAAUGUAAAAGUUAUUACAGAAUUAAUUUUUUCAAUUAUUACUCGCACUUGUUUUCACUAACAAUAAGUAGGAAGGAGUUCAGGAAAUAAUCCUAGCGAGUAUCGUACACGCUAAUUAUAUAAUAGAGUAUCGGUAAAUAGUUCAUACUCGAUGAUAUUUAAAACACAUACUCUAGUGUAUAAUUGAAUUAUUGUUUUAAUUUUUUUUUGGCGACGAGAAUCAAGAUAUCCUCGAAAACCCGUCAUUUUUUCAUAUUUUUUUUUUACACGUUUAUUAAGGAAAAUUAAUGUUUAAAUGUUUCUUAAUUUAAACCCGCACCCUAGACAUAAAUAUGUAUAUCUCGUAUAGUAAUGUAUAUAUACCGUAUAUAUAUUAAUAUGUAACAUAUAUGCGUUCGGAUGUUAAAAAGGCUCCCUUCGUUUAAGAAGUGCAGACACACACCUCGAUCUCAUUUCGAAAAAAUCGAACGAUGCGUGUUUUUUAAAAGCAAGGUACGUUGUUAUUGUUCGUUAUUAAUAUACAUUCCUUACGAAGACAUUAUAUAUUAAUAUAUCGAGGGUGAUAAUAGUUAACAUCAUGCUGAAAGAUUGCUUAGAGCUUUAUGCACUGCAAAAUUGCAAGCGAACAUCGAAAAAUUCGUGAUAAAAACACAGCUGAAAAGCUAAAUAAGAGAAAGAGAAUAAUCCCACCUAAGAAAUAUGGUGUUUCAACACACAGCUCGAUAUUUACUUCGAAGAUUCCUUGUUAUUUAAAUGGAAACUCAAUAUAUGGACAAAGCUUAUUAGUAGAGAGGUUGGUGGUUCAAGUGUGUGCAAUUAUUAUUAUUAUUAUUAUCAUUAUUAUUAUUAAAAGGUGUGGGCACCCUAAUUGAUACGUACAACACGGUUAACAGAUAUACAGAGCUCUCCUUAUUAGCACUCUCUCUAAUGAAUAAUUAGGACAAAUUGAACGAUGAUAUUGCAGCAGUAAUCACGAGGUAUACUUUAACGAGGCUUAACACUGAAUUAAUUGUCGAGAGGAUAAGAUAUAUUUGUCUCUCGAAUUGAGAGAACGUUCAAAAGUGUUGGAAUUUAUCUUAGUUGACCCUGGGGUGGGUAUUCGAAGCAUUGCAACGUCUUGAGUCCAGCAGAAAAAUCAGAAGGUUCUACGCACACGAGGUGUGCCAAAAUGAUCAAAAACACUGAAUCACAAUAAAGAUUCUGCGCCCCUCCCUCUGUCAUAGUUUUCAUUAGACACAUUGGGGUGGUGUAUUUUUAGGCGAGAAGAGUCAGUGUAAAACGUCACGUGAACAAUCGUGGGUGUAUCGAAAAUGUCGGUGGUGGAUUAGCGUAGGCGUCGAGACGCGCUUCGAAGACGCCUAUUUAAGCUUCUCGCGUAUUCGUAGCUGAAUCAGUCGAAAUUCAUUCCUCCGAAUUUUCGUGCUCUUUUUAGUGAAUCGUCGGAAGUGUUCGCUGUUGGCUCGAGCUUGAAACGCAUCAAGUCUAACUCCACAAGUUUUCCCGUAGAAACCACAUAAAAUUCACGGUAGUACCAUAAACGCUCUCAAAGUUUUAGCAAAUUGUGCUUUCGUCAUGAUCGUGAUGUUUUUAUCUCUGGUGUGAUCCGGUCGGUGUUCUUACUUUCGUCGGACGAAAAAAAAAGCAACGCUUUUCGCGAAAUAGUAAAUAGUAACUCCUAACGUUAGUGAAAAUCCCAAAGAGCUGUUAAACCUUAAGGACUAGUUACACAUUUACUACCUAUACAAGUUUGAAUCCCCUUCCGAAAAGUGUCCGUGGCGUUAAUAAUACCAUAUCCUAAUCCGAAAGUGUUAUGCAAAACACCUUAAACCUACUAACAUGCAGAUUUUCUCUGCUCUUUCCCCAUCGUAUGUAUUCCUUUAACCGUCUUUCUCAAAUAAUAUUCGAAAUCUCGUAUUCUUUAAUAUGAAGUGCGUAAAAAUAGGUGUCAAUUAUUGCGCACGCAGUGCUGAAAAUCUUUGAGAAAGACUAAACACGCACAUUUUAAUUAAGGUCUUUCCCCUAUCGUACUUGACGUGUAUGAAUUAACCAUACACGCUUUUAGCCCUUACUAAGCAAACAAACAAGUAUUGUCUCGUAACUCGAAUUAGUAGUGUAAAACACGUUAGUGCUGAAAAGUUAAGUACAUGUCUGGUUUUACGAUAUACAACGCGAUUAAACACUGAUUUCCUCCCUUCUAUCAGCACUAGCUUUUCCUUUUCAACGCCUACAACUGUGCUUCAUCUUCAAGUUCUAUUAGUAGUUUUGAUCGUAAAAUAGCGUUAACGCUUUCUCUUUAAUAUACCGAGAUACAUAUGAUCUCUUUCUGAAUUAAAACACGCGUUGUUAUUCGUGUGAGCGCACAUGGUGUGGUCAUAAAACCACCCCCUGCAUACUUCAGCUAACUCCUAGAGUCCUACUAUCUCAGUGGUGGUGAAGUUAUCCUGUCCCUAAUACACCUAUGUUCCUAAAACACAUAACCUAUUAUUGAGCUACCUCACGAAUUAUGGGGUAUUCGAUGGAAAAUGCCUAACACGUUUUUUUUUUUUCUAAAUCCUUCCUUCAUGUUAUCCUAACAAACGCGCAGCCCCCUUUCCUUUUCUUCGUUAAACAUUAGCACGUCCGCGUUUUAUACCCCGUGAUCGACACGAUUUUCUAAUCCUUGAUUGAUAAAUUCUCCUCACUCGCGGUCGUUUACACCCGUGAAUCUAGUUUCAUUCAACGAUGUUCGUCAUUUUCGAUGUCAAGUAUUUUGCUCGAAGAGAAAGGAUGAUCGAACGCGCGCAAUGGGACCUCGAAUGCCCUUUUGUUUAUUACAACUUUUAUUAUUUCUCAAUUUGAUCAAAUAUUUUUUUAUAUGUUUUAGUAAUCUAAUGUGUAAUAAAAUACAUAUCGCGUACACGUUAAAAAAAAAAGAUUAAUAUAGAUUCGAGCUGUCACGUAUCUGUUUCUAUCGAGGAUUUUCAUAUCGUAGAUGCAAAGAUCCGAAAACAAAUCACUCUACUACCCUUGAUCGUCUGUUGUGCGUAUAAGAGAAUUAUUAUCGUUAAGUACCCUCGAGGAAACGCGUAAAAGGAUCUUUCAGCAUCAAAAUUAGUAUUUCUACGCUAAAUUGUAGCAAGAACUCUUCACGGUGUCUCAGCGAAUAAACCCAUUUUACUCCAUCUUCUGUUCACCUAUCCCCCCUUUCUUCACCUAUGUUCAUACAUCAGGAUAUAUAUAUAUAUAUAAUAUUCGUUACCCGAGAUAGAUCUAUGAUCUGCGGAUUAUCGUGUCCCUUAUAGUUAAAAACGACAGACGGGCGAGUAACACACGUUAACAGCUUUUUAAGCUCAAUAAUCAUGAAUCUAAUACGAUUGUUAGUAAAACACCUUAGCCCUAAAAACAUACUCCUCUCUUCUAAUCCGUCAGACUUCCCCGUCGUCGCUUGUACUAAACCGUAUUUAAUUCGUACAUGUCACACAUUUUAUAAUUCUCUUCCUGCCGUCCCUCUUUACUCUUACACUAAUCCUAGAUCGAAAAGCAAGAACUUGACCGACGAUGUUUUAACGUACUUUAUUAUCUCCUUUCUAAUCUCAUUUUUGUUUCUUUUUUUCUUUUUUGUACAGAUGUCCGUAGUACCUUUGGUUUUUCGUGACUGGUGGGACGAUUACGAUCGACCGGUGUCCAGAUUGGUGGACCAACACUUCGGCAGAGGACUUAAUCGAGACGAUCUGAUAUCAAGGUUCUCCGAUCUAAGUCUCGACAGACCCCUACGCUCGAUUUUUCGCGAUAGGUACUACCGUCCGUGGAGGAACGUAACGCGCCAACACUCGAGCGGAUCGAGCACGAUUCAGAUCGACAGCAAGGACAACUUCCAGGUAAUACUGGAAGUUCAACAAUUCUCACCGGAAGAGAUCACGGUGAAGACGGUCGGGAACCAAGUUAUUGUCGAAGCCAAACACGAAGAGAGGCAAGACGAGCACGGAUUUGUCAGUAGACACUUUGUACGGAGAUACGUCUUGCCACCAUCGCACGACGUGUUCAAUAUUACCUCGAGCCUUUCUUCGGAUGGUGUUCUAACUAUCACGGCACCCAAAAAGGGCCAGCCACCUAGUGAAGGCGAACGAGUUAUUGAAAUUGUUAAAACAGGAGAACCCGCAAGUAAACCCGUCAAAAUUGAAACGACAACCGAAUAAAUGUAAAAAUUUGUUAAAAAAUUUGUUAACUUAAUAUUUUACUUUUUAUAUUUGAAUUUUUAUGCGAUUAUAUCAAAUGUUAUUCAAACAGUUCUUGUUACAUAGUAUAUAUAGUAAAAUCGGAGUAUAUAAAAUGUACAGAUAAAUAUUAUAAAGAUAGAACCAUCAUAGUAAAUAUAUAAAAUAUUUUCAA
Molecule: messenger RNA, 5717 nt
Organism: Osmia bicornis bicornis
Lineage: Eukaryota; Metazoa; Arthropoda; Insecta; Hymenoptera; Megachilidae
Product: protein lethal(2)essential for life-like
Exons: 3
Coding region: 4688-5524 (278 amino acids)
Biological process (GO): response to heat; protein refolding
Molecular function (GO): protein folding chaperone
Source: RefSeq, a predicted model, not a curated record